UAACAAACUGUCGUUGCCCACUUGCAAGUUUACACAAUCACAAGCAAGCACAAUAGAGCGCCAACCAUUGCAGAUAAGAAAAAUCCCCAACGAAAACCGCGAACUACACGUGUCGGCCACGCGUUUUUUCUUCCUGAAUUUCUCCGAGAUUUUUCAAUCCUCUCUGCAGCACUGCGCCACCAGCUGACCGUUGAAGCCAGAGAGACAGAGAUUCGGGGAAGGGAAAGAUGUCGGCUGCUUCACUUUGUUCGUCAACUCUCAAGUCCCAGCAGAUCAGCGGACUCGGCGGAGGUCUUAAGCUUCAAAAACCAUCUGUUUCUCAACCCACUUCUCUGACCUUCACAAGGAGGAGAUGUAGGACUCUGGUGAAGGCUUCAUCUCGGGUUGAUAAAUUCUCGAAAAGUGACAUCAUUGUUUCACCAUCUAUUCUUUCUGCUAACUUUGCCAAGUUGGGAGAGCAGGUAAAAGCUGUAGAGUUGGCAGGUUGUGACUGGAUUCAUGUCGAUGUGAUGGAUGGCCGUUUUGUUCCAAAUAUUACCAUUGGACCUCUUGUGGUUGAUGCUUUGCGUCCUGUGACAGACCUUCCCUUGGACGUGCAUCUGAUGAUCGUGGAGCCUGAACAGCGAGUGCCAGAUUUUAUCAAAGCUGGAGCAGACAUAGUCAGUGUUCAUGCUGAACAAUCUUCCACCAUCCAUUUACACCGUUCAGUUAAUCUGAUAAAGAGUCUGGGAGCUAAAGCUGGAGUUGUGCUCAACCCUGGCACCCCUCUAACGGCAAUUGAGUAUAUCCUCGAUGUGGUCGAUCUGGUCUUGAUUAUGUCGGUAAACCCUGGCUUUGGUGGGCAGAGCUUCAUAGAAAGCCAAGUGAAGAAAAUUGCAGACUUGAGAAGAAUGUGUGUGGAGAAAGGAGUGAACCCAUGGAUUGAAGUGGAUGGCGGAGUUGGUCCAGCAAAUGCGUACAAGGUUAUUGAGGCCGGAGCUAAUGCUCUUGUUGCUGGUUCUGCUGUCUUUGGAGCUAAAGAUUACGCUGAAGCUAUUAAAGGAAUCAAGACCAGCAAAAGGCCUGUAGCAGUUGCAGUGUGAAAUGACGUCCAAAUGAUCGUGUUGUUGCUGUUCAUCAUUGCCAUAAAUUUACGUCCGACCUAGGAAGCAUACUCAUCACAUCUUCUUCUCCUCGGAUGUCCUUUCGGUUCGUGCAAUAUGUCUUGUACUAAAAAAUGCAGAGAAACUGAUAAGCAACUAAGCCUGCGGUUCGCCUAGGACACAUAGGUUCUGUACCAGUUCCUUGGCUAUGUAUGUAAGAGAUCACUCCAAUCUUAAUGAAGCAUUUUUCUUGUCUUUC
Molecule: messenger RNA, 1341 nt
Organism: Malus domestica (apple)
Lineage: Eukaryota; Viridiplantae; Streptophyta; Magnoliopsida; Rosales; Rosaceae
Product: ribulose-phosphate 3-epimerase, chloroplastic-like
Biological process (GO): pentose-phosphate shunt, non-oxidative branch; carbohydrate metabolic process; pentose-phosphate shunt
Cellular component (GO): cytosol
Molecular function (GO): D-ribulose-phosphate 3-epimerase activity; metal ion binding
Source: RefSeq, a predicted model, not a curated record